Molecule: messenger RNA, 381 nt
Organism: Corylus avellana
Lineage: Eukaryota; Viridiplantae; Streptophyta; Magnoliopsida; Fagales; Betulaceae
Source: RefSeq, a predicted model, not a curated record
AUGCAGUAUAAAGCCAGCCCCACAACCACCAAGUUUCCUGAGAAAAUGCCUGCAAUUGCUCCAGUUGCAAUAGGCACACGGGGCACCGUAGGAUCACUUGUCAGAAAGGAAAUUGAAUACUUCAGAAAGAUUGAAAUAGACAGAUGUGGAAGCUCCCGGAAGCCUCAGGGACAGAUUGUGGACAUGGCUUCCACCAGUGGUCGCUCGGCCUCCAGGCCUAGUUUCUGGUUCUUGAUGAUGACAUGGAAAAGGAAGAAGCAGAGAAGCAGUAGUGGGAUCCUCCCAAGCAUUUGCUCUGCUGUGGAAGUUGCAGACAGCAGUAGGCUAAAUAGAAUCCCUGGUUACAAUUACAGGAUCCUUAAGAAUGACUUGCACCUCUAG